CUUGGGUUCGAGGUUAUGUUUGUGUUUCAUUCAAAUGAAGAAUUGUAAAUAUAACAAAAUAUCUACGACCCAGUUCAAGAUAAAUAUAUUAAUAGAAUGAUAUAGUUCUAUUAAUAUUAAUAGUACUUAUUUGAACAUGUCGAAAUUGGAUGCCAACAGUACUUUCAUGAACAUCCCCCUAAAGUUUCCACGUGAGAAAGUACAAUUAACGACUCUUGAAGAAAAACGCAUGGUCUUGAACAACUAUGAACGUUUAAAAAAACAGAAUUCAAAGAUAUCUACUGUGGAAAUAGCACGACUAGUUAAUAGAGUGACUGGUAUUGACCGUAUAACAAUAUUUCGCAUCAUACGUGAAUAUAAAAAUACACAUAAAUUGAAAAUGCCAAAAGUCAGACGGCGACGACAGAAAUGUAUGGAUAAAUUUCUUAAAAAUGCUGUAUGUCGAAUUGUACACGAUUUUUUUUUUAAAAACAAAUUUCCUACACUUAACAAAGUGUUGGCAGUUGUGAAUGAAGAUGGGAAUUUGCCACAAUUUAAGCGACCAACUUUUUAUGGGUUGCUGAAGAGUAUGAAUUUUAAGUUUAUCUGUCGUGGUCGUGACAAUAUGCUCAUAGAAAAAGAAGAGAUAGUGUUGUGGAGGAGACAGUAUUUGCGUGCUCUUAGCAAAUAUCGACGAGAAGGGCGUAAGAUAUAUUACCUUGGCGAAACAUGCUUCAGUAGUGAAUGUGGUAAAUCAGAUGUAUGGUAUGGUAGAUAUAAGGACUUGAAGAAAACAACAGAGGAAGGUGUAAUUGUUUGCCACAUUGGUAGCAAUAAAGGAUUUGUUAAAGAAGGUUUAUGGGUUUUCAAAUCAAACAAGCUUGAAAAUUGUGCCGAGGAGAUGAGUUGUGCCAGUUUCGAACAUUGGUUUGUGAAUGUGCUACAGCAUCUCGAAGACAAUAGCGUCAUUGUCAUGGAUAAUGCACCAUGUCAUUCUCGCAGGGUCGAGCAGAUUCCAACUGCGGCAACAAAGAAGGUGGACAUUGAGUUGUGGCUCACAAAGAAACAGAUACCAUUUGAUGGUACUUUGAUAAAAGUUGAGCUCUUGGACAUUGUUCGUAUGCAUAAGCUAAAAUACAAUAAAUACAUAUGUGAUGAACUUGCGCAACAGUGUAAUAAAAUAGUACUACGUCUUCCCCCUUAUCAUAAUGAGCUUAAUCCUAUCGAGACUAUUUGGACUCAAUUAAAAAAUGAAAUUACUGCAUGCAGCAUGACUUUUAAGUUCGGUAAUGUUUGCGAAGCUGUAAAUUCUAUUACUUGGGACAAAUGGAGAGACUGUGUCGAUUAUGUUCAUAAUACUGUAGAACCCUGGAUGUGGAAAUUAGACAAUUUGAUGGAACUGCAGACAGACUUUACGGAGUGUUUUGUAUCAUGAAAAUUAAAAUCGAAUAACAUUUUUUUCUAAAACAGUUUCUAAUGUCUUCGUGAUCCUUCAAAGGUGCUUAUGAAGGUAUUAAAGAGAAACCCUGAAGGGUCACCAAAACUUUAUAUCCACAAUAUAGGCAGUGAACGUUGGUUCCAUGAGGUAUACAGCUAUUUUCAGAAGAAUAAUUGUGAGAACAUUUUAAAAAAUC
This is a messenger RNA of Anoplophora glabripennis (Asian longhorned beetle), 1613 nucleotides long. RefSeq lists its product as uncharacterized. Gene Ontology annotation, molecular function: nucleic acid binding. The coding region runs from base 137 to 1414 and encodes 425 amino acids. The transcript has 2 exons. NCBI's taxonomy places the organism in Eukaryota, Metazoa, Arthropoda, Insecta, Coleoptera, Cerambycidae. The record is from RefSeq and is a predicted model, not a curated record.